AUGUUCGACCUUUAUCAUAAGUUGAAAUCCUGGACCUUCCCCGCUUCACCUCCGGCUCUUGCCUCCAUGAAGCUUGGUCCAGAUGGAAAUGAAGAUAAUCCCUCUAUGAUUCAGUUUUUCACUUGGGACUCUAAAAUGGACGACGGAACCAGUUGGUGGCGGCAUUUAGAAAAUGAAAUACCCGAGUUAGCAAGGGCGGGAAUUACACAAGUUUGGAUUCCACCUCCCACAAAGGCCAUGGAGCAAGACGGACGUGGCUACGAUGCCUACGACUUAUGGGAUCUAGGGGAGUUUGACCAGAAAGAGCAGAUAGGCACUCGCUGGGGGACGAAGGCAGAACUCCUCCGGACAUCCACUGUUGGAAAGAAACACGGCGUGGAUAUUCUGAUAGAUGCAGUACUAAACCACAAGAUGGGUGGUGACCGAAAGGAGGCAUUUACCGCGGUACCUGUAAAUCCGAAUAACAGGCUCAAAGCUAUCGGAAAGCCUAGAGAAAUCGAGGUAUUUACAGUCAUUUCUUGUGCAAACUCGCACGUAUGCAUCUCGAGUCGUCAGGGUUGGACUGCCUUUGACUUUCCUGGAAGAGGAGACGAACAAACUGCGUUGGAGCCAGGAACAUUUCUCUGGUGUGUAGGACGCCGAUUACAUGCUCUCGGUUCACAAAAUGCGGUUGGGGAAGGACAUAACGGAUGGUCUAAAAAUGUCGACCAAGAACUUGGAAAUUAUGACUAUUUGCUUGGAAUUGACAUAAAUCAUCAAAAUCCCGAAGUGCGUGAAGAUCUGCUACGCUGGGGUCAUUGGGUCAUUGAGACCACCGGUGCAACCGGUUUUCGCUUGGAUGCGAUCAAACACAUCGACUGGGUUUUCCUCCUCGACUUCCUCCGUUCCACAAAGAAGGCGACAGACCCGAGGUUAUUUGUGGUCUGUGAGUUUGGUUGA
Molecule: messenger RNA, 939 nt
Organism: Marasmius oreades (fairy-ring Marasmius)
Lineage: Eukaryota; Fungi; Basidiomycota; Agaricomycetes; Agaricales; Marasmiaceae
Exons: 9
Coding region: 1-939 (312 amino acids)
Biological process (GO): carbohydrate metabolic process
Source: RefSeq, a predicted model, not a curated record